Messenger RNA from Colius striatus (speckled mousebird), 3217 nucleotides. RefSeq names its product protoheme IX farnesyltransferase, mitochondrial. Lineage: Eukaryota; Metazoa; Chordata; Aves; Coliiformes; Coliidae. Gene Ontology annotation, biological process: heme biosynthetic process. The coding region runs from base 39 to 1403 and encodes 454 amino acids. The transcript has 7 exons. The record is from RefSeq and is a predicted model, not a curated record. Gene Ontology annotation, molecular function: protoheme IX farnesyltransferase activity. Gene Ontology annotation, cellular component: mitochondrion; mitochondrial membrane.
GCGGUGAGGGCAGCGGCGGCGGGAGCGGCCCCGCGGCCAUGAGCGCUGCCCGCCGCUGCGGCCCGGCCCGGGCGCUGCCAGGGUUAUUUGCCUGGCACCUGAGGAGCACUGGAGUCUGGCACGUGCCGUGCCCCUUCGUGCCUCUGUGCCCUGCAGCCAGCGGCAGGGUCAUUGCGUUCCAGUGCUUUAACCUCCUCAAGCGAAUGUACGUAACACAAUGCAACAAAGACCUCAGCCAACGAGCCAAACCGAAGUCAGACUCAGUUGCAUCUGCUUUUGCUGAGCUUCAGCAACAGGAGCAAGAAAAGAAGGUUGUGUACAAGAUUAGACCACUUUCAUCUGCUCAUCAGCCUUUGCCUGAGACAUCCAGCAGAAAUGAGUUGGUAGAAAUGAAGUCAGCUGUGGAAACUGGAGACUCAGUCACAGCAGUAAGAACAGAAUCCAAAGAGGACAGACAAUGGAAGGAAAUGAAGCUCGAGCUGGGAGAUCUACCAGGCAUCUUGGCACGCUUGUCCAAAAUUAAGCUCACAGCUCUGGUUGUAAGCACUGCCUCUGCAGGCUUUGCCAUGGCCCCUGUCCCUUUUGACCCGGCCUGUUUCCUGCUUGCCUCCCUCGGAACCGGACUGGCAUCCUGUGCUGCCAACUCCAUCAAUCAGUUCUUUGAGGUUCCAUUUGACUCAAAUAUGAACAGGACAAAAAACAGACCACUGGUGCGAGGACAGAUCAGCCCGCUGCUCGCCGUCUGCUUCGCCGCCUCCUGCGGAGUGCCGGGAGUGGCUCUGCUGGCGCUGGGAGUCAACCCCCUCACCGGGGCCCUGGGAGCCUUCAAUAUUUUCCUGUACACGUGUUGUUACACGCCCCUGAAGAGGAUGAGCAUCGCCAACACGUGGGUGGGAGCUGUCGUCGGGGCCAUUCCCCCCGUCAUGGGCUGGACGGCGGCUACCGGCAGCCUCGACGCUGGUGCAUUACUGUUGGGAGGAAUCCUCUACUCCUGGCAGUUCCCUCACUUCAACGCCCUGAGCUGGGGUCUGAGGGAGGAAUACUCGCGGGGGGGCUACUGCAUGAUGUCCGUCACGCACCCGGGGCUGUGCCGGCGGGUGGCUCUGCGGCACUGCUUGGCCCUAGUUGGACUCUGUACGGUGGCUCCUGUCCUCGACAUCACCACGUGGACUUUCCCCAUCAUUUCACUCCCUCUCAACCUCUACAUCUCCUACCUCGGCUUCCGCUUCUACAGGGCCGCAGACCGCAGCAGCUCCAGGAAGCUCUUCUUCUGCAGCCUGUGGCACUUGCCGCUGCUGCUGCUCGUCAUGUUCACGUGUAAGAAAUCCUUCCUAGAGAGGGAAGAAGAAGGUGAUGUGCUCACUGGAAAUCACGGGGGGGCUGUGGAAAUGAGAUUGCCUUAACUAUCACUCGUCACAUCCUCGUGACACAUCAGGUAGUGUAUGUUAGUAACGACAAGGGGGAAAAGCUGUGGGGAUGUGUUUGAAGAAUCAUUUGUGCCUGGCGACCACGUCACGCGAUAGUUGUCUGGUUUCUUCUGAAAGGAAGUAGAUGUGAGAGCUUAAAACAUUUACAGGCCUCAGGGCCCCUCCUCACGGAUCAGAAUGUAGCCUGUGUCAGACGCACAUCACUUUGGGAUGGCCUUGCAAAGUCCUCGGGGGUUGUGGCCUCUUAUCCCGUGGAUGGGUUUGGUGGCACGCUCCUGAGCAGCAGUGCUGGCAGGGAAGCAAGGGAGGGGUGAUUCCCACCCUGCUCCCCAGGCAGCCUUUCCAAAUUCAGCUUUGGGGCACACAGUGGGUUGGGUGGCUGGAUCUGUGCUGUCCCUGAUCUGUUGUUACACAGAAGCCUUCAGUUCCUGAGGCUUUUCUCCGGUGGUUGCUUUUCCCAAGGUUCCCAUUCACCCCAGUAGAUCUUUCACACGCUGGCACAGUGCCGAAGGAGGAAAGCAAACUGCCUCUCAGCACACUGCACAUCAGCUUCUAAACAACCUUCAGGUGAACAGCCCUGCUGUUCCACACACCUUGAGCACACUGAGCCGUUCUGUGCCUCCGUCACGGUGGUUUCCCAUCCCUGUGGUUUUGCAUUGUUAGAGUUGGAGCCCUCUGGCAGACCUUUGUCUGGUAGAAAUUGCCAUCACUGUUUAUGGGAGUGAAGCUUUGAAAAGGUGUAGGAGGUGAGAACCAGAUCUGAGAGUCUGGUAGUUUUAAGACUUUUCUAUGCUGAUGUGUCCUGUGUCAGCACAUUGAGUCUCAGACAAGCCCUGGGCUUGCAUCAGGAGUUUGAACUGGGUUUGGUAUCAGUGUGGUGGCUGAGACAGGGCCUGGCCUUGAGGGUGUACUCAGUAAGGAAACACGUUUUACAGGGAGAAAAGUUGGAGAUUUUUAUCUGAUACUGUAAUGUUCAAAUUCCUCCUGCAGCCAGUGUCCCCCAACAGGGUUGAUGUGGAUGGUCUCACGAGGAAAAUGCAUCAUCUGUGUUAACUGACUCACUGCAGAGCAUUUCUCACCACGGUUCCUCAGCCCUGGGUGGCUGUGCCCAUGGGGCUGUCAGUCCCUCAGCCCAGGUCACUGUGCCCAUGGGGCUGUGUCAGUCCCUGGGGCUGUGUCAGUCCCUCAGCCCAGGUCACUGUGCCCAUGGGGCUGUGUCAGUCCCUCAGCCCAGGCUGCUGUGCCCACGGGCACUGCCUGGCACACGGCAGCGGGACAGGGGCAGAGGCCCCACGUGGCUGGCACUGCCUGUGCUGACUCGAUGCCCUUUCACACUGAGAUUUCCUCCCCAGAAGGCCUGGGCAGUGCAGCUGAGCCUCAAUCCACAGACACAGCAACACCUGAAGGGCAGACACUGGCUCUAAUUUGGCCCCCAAUAAAGCCCUUCAGGAAACGUCACAAAUCUGCCGCCACGUGCAGAUCACACUGAGGUAAAACCUUCACCGGCUGCUCUCGGGACACAAGCCCCAUUUCUGCUCUGGGUGGCACUGGUGUAAAUGCAGAGCAGUGUGAGUACCCUCUGCUCUCACAGGAGCGGGGCCACCUCUGUUACACAGCUCUCCAAUCAUCAGCUGCAGGAUCUCUGCCUCACAGAGGUGACAGGAUUGGGUUCCCUCUUGCUGUUUGUCUGAUGUACUGUUGUUCUUGAGUUACUGUGGGCAACCCUUCCUAGAAACAUCUGGAAACUGUGCAGCUCCUGAAUUUGUUUUGGAAAGGCAUCCAGUGUUCUC